Phytophthora infestans T30-4 is the source of this 995-nucleotide messenger RNA. RefSeq lists its product as uncharacterized. The transcript is spliced from 2 exons. The record is from RefSeq and is a predicted model, not a curated record. The coding region runs from base 234 to 524 and encodes 96 amino acids. NCBI's taxonomy places the organism in Eukaryota, Oomycota, Peronosporomycetes, Peronosporales, Peronosporaceae.
UGUACGUGUUCGGCGCGCGCCAUACAGCGUGGCGGUGUAGUGUGGGCGACGGUCCGAUGUGAAUUCGUGGUGGAUCUCUUGCAAGUUGGUAGAGUUGGAUUGGUGCGGUGUGAGUACGUGCGCGAUCUGUCCACCGUGGCCAGUUACCAUCCCGAGAGCAGGAGCUAGUACUUCGCGGAGGUGAGCCUGGAGCACGGGUGCUGGACAACGGGGACCUCGAGAUCCUCGAAGACAUGAUCGUGGUGGUGGAUGGCCAGACCCGAGCAACCUGGCCAAUCCGCUCUAAGUCAGGCGCUAACAUCCUGCCGGAGAGCAUCGACCAGUGCAAGGGCUACAGCGCAUUCGCGGUUCUGCUGGACUCGCUGAACGUGGACCAGCCGGACGGAGGUGACGGAUCUGAUCUCGGCUCUGGAGUUAGUGCAAGAGGUGUGUGUAGUACCUGGUUCUUGUCCCUCCCUGUUACGUGCUGUCAGAUGCUGGUAUGCUUGUGGGUUCGGACGAGAGCCAUCUGGAGGAUUACCUGAACAGCAACGCAGACAAGAUGUCGCGCUCCCUCGCCGUGUCCAAGGUCGUCGUGAAUGCUAAGGAGAUCACGUUCGACAGUUUGGCGAAGGACGGCGCCAUAUCCAUCUACGCCACACGCCAAGCACGCCCGCGUACUCUCUGGAGACGCCCAGUCCAGCAACUGUGUACGUGGGCACGAUCAAGCAGGUAGCACCAUCGCACAGGCGCUUAACGUCACGGGCCCGUUUACUUCGUACUAACACCACACCCAGGCAAUUGCCCGGGCUAACGGCAUCCUGCGCGCCUGUAUCAACUACGUGGACGUCAAGAAAAAUAUUUUAGUUGCACUGUAAUUAAGUAGCCUAUUAGCGGCGGGGUGUCAAACACGGAAGUGUACAGCCUUCAAGCUGCAGUUUCAUACUAGUAAUGCUACGAUGGCGCUGAAGCCCAUGCUCGCAACAGCGGUCCGUCACAAAGUGCAAUUAUCCAGC